UCUCUCUCUCUCUCUCUCUCUCUCCCCCCUCUCUGUCCAGUCCUCAUCCUCUGCUGCUGCUGGUCAGUCAACAACAGAAACAUCUCUGAGACGGGCUUACAGGGAGAGAGAGAGAGCGUCCUGCAGUUCUGAGCAGGAGAGAAAAUCCAUAGAGAGAGGAUCCACCUGUCCAGAGACCAUACUCUGAUCAGCUACAGAGAGGCCAGCAGUCCUUCAUCAUCAUCAUCAUCAUCAUCAUCAUCAUCAUCAUCGUUUCUACGGCCCUUUUUAUCCCACACAUCCUGAGGAGGAUCUGUACCACCGGUCCAACCAGGUCAUGUCUCCCUCCCUCCUCCUUGUCCUCCUCCUGGCUGCUCCCGCCGUCAUGAUCCCCUCCACGUCCCGGGAGUUAGAGGUCAGGGGUCAAAGGACACCCAGGGACACCAAGCAGGACUCCAUCAAGGUGCUGGUCUCUGAGGGCUGUGCUACUCAGGGAGAUUCCUCCAACAUCCAGGGAGGGAAAGAGAUCGACCUGACCCCCGACUCCCCUCUGGUCCUCACCCAUAAGAUCAAGCUGGUCCCAUCUGGGUCAGGGUCAGGGUCCUGUGGUUGUGAGGCAGACUUUGCUGCCCUCAGGGAGCGUCUGGAGCGUCUGGAGAGGGAGGUGUCAUCUCUGAGGGAGAAAUGUGGAGGAGCUGAGGGAGGCUGCUGCACCUCCAAGGAGAGCAAAGGCCCAGGUUGCACCAUUAAACCAGGAGAUGGUGACUGUCCCAACGAGUGCAGCGAUCAGGGCCGCUGCGAGAACGGAAAGUGCGUCUGCUUCCCUGGAUUCAGCGGACUGGACUGCAGCCAGUCCAACUGUCCCGGAAACUGUAACAACAAAGGGAGGUGUGUCAACGGACAUUGUGUGUGUGAUCCUGGUUUCACCGGACCAGACUGCUCCCAGGGAGGCUGCCCGGACAACUGCAACAACAGAGGGCGCUGUGUCAAAGGCCAGUGUGUGUGCAACCCUGGGUUCGCCCCGCCUGACUGCUCCAAACGGGCGUGUCCGGGUAACUGCAACAACAGAGGGCGCUGUGUGAACGGUAAAUGUGUCUGUGAGAGCGGUUACUCCGGGGCUGACUGCUCUCAGUCUGCAUGCCCUGGAAACUGCAACAACAGGGGGCGCUGUGUGGACGGAGAGUGCGUCUGCGAUGAGGGGUACGGCAGCGCUGAUUGCUCUGAGAUAAUCUGCCCUAACGACUGCUUCGACCGGGGGAGGUGCGUCAAUGGUCAGUGCUUCUGUGACGAAGGAUUCACGGGGGAAGACUGCUCUGAGACCACCUGCCCAGGAAACUGCAACAACAGGGGGCGCUGUGUCAAAGGACGCUGUGUUUGUGACGAAGGCUCAACUGGUGAAGACUGCUCAGAGGAUUCCUGCCCAGGAAACUGCAACAACAGGGGGCGCUGUGUCAAAGGACGCUGUGUUUGUGACGAAGGCUCAACUGGUGAAGACUGCUCAGAGGAUUCCUGCCCAGGAAACUGCAACAACAGGGGGCGCUGUGUCAACGGACGCUGUGUUUGUGACGAAGGCUCCACAGGUGAAGACUGCUUGGAGGAUUCCUGUCCAGGAAACUGCAACAACAGGGGGCGCUGUGUCAACGGACGCUGUGUUUGUGACGAAGGAUCAACCAGUGAAGACUGCUCGGAGGAUUCCUGCCCUGGAAACUGCAACAACAGGGGGCGCUGUGUCAACGGACGCUGUGUUUGUGACGAAGGAUCAACCGGUGAAGACUGCUCGGAGGAUUCCUGCCCUGGAAACUGCAACAACAGGGGGCGCUGUGUCAACGGUCAGUGUGUGUGUGAUAAUGGCUUUACCGGUGAAGACUGCUCAGAGAAAGCCUGCCCCAACAACUGCAGCAACCGAGGGAAGUGUGUGAACGGGAAAUGUGUCUGCAAUGUCGGCUUCGCCGGGCCAGACUGCAGCGCCAAAGGCUGCCCGAAUAACUGCAGCAACAAAGGACGCUGCGUCAAAGGGAAGUGUGUCUGCAGGCGAGGGUUCACAGGACCAGACUGCAGCCAGUGUGAGGAGGGGAAGACUGGACCAAACUGUGACAGGGUCAUGUCUGCUGUCCCUCAGCUGAGCACUCGUGAUGUCACAGAGUCAUCCGUCACUCUGCUUUGGACUCCGCCCCCCAUCCAGUAUGAGACCUACCACAUCACCUUCACCAGCCAGAAAGAGAGCGACCAGCAGAUUAGCGUCCAGGUGGACGGCGGCCUGAACACCUACACUCAGACGGGGCUGGCGGCAGGUCAGGAGUACACGGUCAGCAUCACCGGAGAGAUGGACGGGAGGAGAGGAGCCGAGAGCACCGCUGAAUUCAUGACGCUCAUCUCCGGGCCAUCCAACCUCCACGUCGUCAAGACGACCUCCACAUCAGCGGUCGUCCAAUGGGAGGAGUCGCAGGGCGAGAUCGACAGGUACCGUUUGACCAUCACGCCCAACGACGGAGUGGGAAGCAGCAAGGAACUCACCUUCCCGCCCGGCCAGGACUCCGCCCACAUCCAGGAGCUGGUGGCGGGGCGUUUGUACGACGUGACACUGGUGGCGGAGAAGGGGAGGAGUCAGAGUGGCCCAGCGUUCACCCAGGUUACUCCAGGGCAGACAUUCCCAAGGGAAACAACAGCCACUUUAACCUCGCAGGUCAGAAAAGCGCCAAAACAAGACGUUGGCGGCAGAGAUCGACAGUUUAACCAACCGAAGGAGAAGGGUUCUGUAAAAGUCGGUGGUAUCGCUGGAUCUCACAGAGACUCUGUGAUUGCUCGGACAAAACCUCCACCUGGCAGAAAGAUGCCAGUAAACAGCACCCGCUCCAAACUCUCUGAAAGGCCCACAUUGUCCAAGAAGCCAAAAGUGGCCGGGCCGCUCCGUUUCAACACCACCAGAGCUGUGCCCGGAGGAAGAAAGGCUGGCCCAGGACCUCUGAAAAAGGCCCCACCAACCACUGCCAAGAGUACUAAAGCAGCCAAGCCUGGUAUCGGGGACAGGGACUCAGCUUUGAAUGGGACAGACCCGAGAGCAGAGGCAUCAAACACUGACAAGGCAGAUCCCAGAGACCCAGCUCUGAUAUCUGGGACUGAUCCAGACACAGAGACACAAAGUGGCUCACAGGAACCGGCUCUUACUGCUGGCCACGGUGAGAAACCAGAUGUUGGCAGAGAAGACAGAGGAAACGAGACUGCCUCAGUGUCUUCAGAGCCAACCGGGACCGGUCAAAGCCAAGAGAAGAAAUGUAUGAACAAAAUUAAAGUGACGCACAUCAGAUUCCCCAUUAAGGACCGAGGGAGCGGGUGUAAAGGGGGCGGGCAGACGCCAGGCUUCUCUGAAGUAGAUGCUACUCCUGACCUGGAUUAUUCACCAGAUCCUUUACACAAGCUCCUGACGGACACUCUUGACGGUCUGAACAUCACCACCUUUUCUGUCCACCUCUCCAAAGCCUCAGACCUCUCUGUGGAUGCAGAAGCAGUGAGAGAGAGGAUCAUAGGUGGACUUCAGCCCCUGUCAGCAUUCAGGUCCUCUUCAUCGCCACAUUCAUCCUCUCCAUCCCCUCCUUUAGCAUCCUCAGCAGAGCCUUCAUCACUGAUGGAUCUAAAUCCACGACCCUCACCAUCAUCACCCACACCAUCACCUUCAUCAUCAUCUUCCAGUUCAGAGAAAUCUGAAUCCUCUGAGAGCAAUGAGCCUGACUUUGACAACAGCAAACGUCCAAUCAGUGCCGCAUCAUCUGAAGACAGAAGACAGCCAACCACGGGAAACGCCGGCUUACCUUUCUACCGUCGAACGCCAACCAAACCUGGAUAUGGGCAUCGCCAGUUUCAGAACAACACCCGUCUAAAUGUUAGAGUUCCCCCACUUCCUCCUCAACGUUUGAAUCCAGUCCCCAGAGGAGAUUCAGAGACCCCGGAUAGUGCACCCUCAGGUGGAUUACUGUCGACGCCAGCUCCGCCUGCCUCAGUGGAGCGAGAUGCACCAACAGAUGGAGACAGAGACGCGCUGACCACCCAGCUACCCUCUGGAGCCGGACAGGACGAGAGAAGGAGAAUCCCCCUUCGCCGUGUUCCUCCGAAAAGAGGAUACCCACAUCACUCUUUUGCACCCCCCUACAACAGAACCCGUCCAAAUACGAGGCUGCUUCCUCCCCGGGUUCCACCUGUAGAUCCUGCACCAGACAGACGGCAGGGGCCGCCAUCUUCCGCUGAAACUCCCGCCACUUCAUCUCCUGUCUCCAAAGACUCCCAUCCAGCUGAAGGGACAGAGCCAAGGGAGGACAACAGAGACAGGGCAAAAAUGCUCACAGUGAAGUUCAAUCAGACCCACAGAGGAAGAGGAAGGGAUGGCUGGUCUUCCCAUCGGCCGGUGAAAGUGGGCCAACGCCUGACGUAUGGUGGAUAUUUCCAAAAUAAAACCCAACAAAGUCGACAGCCUCACUAUCCUUACAGAGGUCCAUGGCGAAAGCCCAUACCAAUAAGAGAGCAAGAUAGGAGCAGCGACGUCCCAGCUGAAAGCCACACCAACCUUUUAGAAGAGGACAGCACCCAUAAAACCUCAGAGAAGCAACUGGAAGGACAGGAUAGCCAAACACCUGUCCAAGAAGUCCAAACAGCAGAGCAGCAGACAGCAGGAGAGGUUCCAAACACCAACACGAAUGAGCCUGACACCACUGAAAGACCAGAAACUGACCAAUCAGAAGCCGAUGAUCCAAUCCAAGCUGCCAAACCAAGCGAAGAAGAGCCAAUACAAGGGGAAGACAGCGACAGAGCUGGGACCAAAAUGUUCACAACCAAUGAGUUCAAUCAGACCCACAGAGGAAGAGGAAGGGCUGGGUUUUCUUCCCAGCGCCCGAUGAAAGUUGGCCAGCUCCAUCGCCCCAUGUAUCGUGGAUUUCCUGGAAACGUAUCCCAAACUCACCCGAGACAGCCUCACUAUCCUUACAGAGGUCCGUGGCGAAAGCCUGUACCACCAAGAGAGCUAGAUAGUUCUCAUGAAAUCUCAGACCACCAACCAGAUGGACAGGAGAACCCCGUUCCUACCCAAGCUACAGGAGAACCACACACAACAGCAGUGAUUCCUAGUGCCGAUACGAAUGAGCAUGACACCACUGACGGUCCCGAAACCGACAAAUCAGAAGGCAGAGCCAGUGAUCCAAUCCAAACCGCCAAAACAAGGGAAGAAGAGCCAAUAGGAGAGGAGAGUAAAGACAGAACUGGGACAGAAGUAUCCACAACAAGCACAACCAACAAGCCCUUUUCCCGUCGUCCAACAAAGGCUGGCCACUUCCGUCGCCCGAUGUUUGGUGGCCGUUUCCCAAACAAAACCCAAACAUCUCUGAGACCAUCUCUGAGACCAUCUCUGCACCCUUAUAGAGGUCCCUUACCGAGGCCUGUCCCAGAUGGUGGCAGCAGCAUCAGAUCAGGGGUCCAAACCAACCUUUUAGACGAGGAAAGCAGCCAUGAAAUCCCUGAUAACCUACCGGCGGGGUGGGCUGUCACCAGCUCUCCCCAAGGAGUCCAAAAUACACUAACAGGAGGAGAAGACACCACCGAGGUAAAUCCAAGGACCCAUUCACAGGAGCCUGGCACUCCUGACAAACCAGAACCUCACAAAUUAGAAGAAGGACCCACCACUUCAGUCCAGACCGCUAAACCUGGGGGAGGAGAAGCUAGCCUCCAAGACUUGAACCCCAGCACACAUAAAGAGAGGGUAGAUCCUGGCAGACCCAGUCAAGGUAGACCAACAGUCAAAAGACCGGGUUCAACAGAUUUGGGACAUAGGGGACAAAGACCAGUUCCAAAGAGACCACCAGCAAGACAUCCAACACAAAACCAAGGCCUGAAGCAUCACCUCAGUCAGGGGGAACGAAGAGAGAAUAUGAAAACAAAUCACACAACCAGAAGAGGACUGGCCAGUAAACCUGAACAGACAGGAAGUAAAACUCCAGCAGGGUCAAAUGUCCCUCCUACCGGGGUCACAAGGGAACCGCUGGACCAUGUGGGAGUCACAAACCGGACAUCAGAUGGAUUCCAGCUGGUGUGGGACUCACCUGAAGGAAAGUACAGAAACUUUGUUCUAACCAGAAACAGAGUUAAAGAUGCACGAGCAAAGAAAGACCAGGAAGAAGACCAGACCAAAGCAGGGUCCAAAAGUGGACCGCGGGAAGAUGAAAACAAAGUACCUGAGAGCGUCGGGACCACAACCAAACCCUCCACAGGAAGUGAGCAAACCUUCAAACAAGUCCUUCCUGGCUCGGCUCGCUCCUUCCAGUUUGAGAACCUGCCCCCUCAGACCGAGUACACCGUGACGUUGCUUGGGAAGGGUCCUGGCAUCCUGUCCAGACUGCACAAGCUCGUCAUCAGUACAGGCCCGGAGCCUCCCACUGACAUAGUGUUCAGUGAGUUGACCGAUAACUCUCUGACUGUGUCGUGGACCAAACCAAAGACUGCUGUCAGUGGCUUCAAGGUCACCUACACUCACACGGAGGAAGGAGAGCCGGUGUCGGUGUCUGUGGACUCAAAUGAUUCUUCUUUAGGCCUUUCGAAACUCUCGCCUGGUUCUACCUACGAGGUCAGCAUCAUCUCUGUGCUUGGACUGGACGAGAGCGAUCCACUACAGGACUCUGUCAUGACUCUCCCUGACCCCCCUACAGACCUCCGAGCUGUAAACAUCACAGACACCAACGCCCUGUUACUAUGGCGACCUGCACUGGCUGCUGUUGAUACAUACGCCAUCGUCUACGGCUCUGGGACAGACUCAGAGGUGAGGAUCUCGGUGUCUGGGAAUGCAGCAGAGCAGCAGCUGAGCGGUCUAGAAGCAUCCACCACCUACACCGUCACCAUAACCAGCCAGCUAGGCAGCAAGGAGAGCGCCCCGGCAACCACCACCUUCACCACCACCGCCAGGGGUUCUGGUGGAGAUGGAGACGGACCACGAGACCUCCAGGCCAGCAACGUGACCCCUCGCACAGCUCUGUUGUCAUGGAAACCACCCUCCAAUCCUGUUGGCAGUUACCGACUCACCUAUCAGAACGAAGACCAGGAAAUGAAGGAGCUGAUUGUGGAUGGAUCAGUCAGUCAGUACGACCUGAGCAGACUUCACCCUGGGUCCAAGUACACGGUGCAGCUGCAGGCCGAGCAGGGAGGACGCUACUCUACAACCAUCUCCACCGAGUUCACUACAGGAACCCUGCGGUUCCCAUUCCCUACUGACUGCACUCAGGAGCUGCUGAACGGCAUCACAACAUCAGGAGAGGUGGAGAUCUUCCCCACGGGGAAACUGGGACCAUCACUGAUGGUCUACUGUGACAUGGAGACAGACGGAGGAGGCUGGAUGGUGUUCCAGAGGAGGAAGGACGGAUCGGUGGACUUCUUCAGAGGCUGGAAGGAUUACGCCAAAGGCUUCGGAGAUCUGAGCGGAGAGUUUUGGCUGGGUCUGGAGAACCUCCACAACCUGACCACCAUGACCAAGAUGAUCCUCCGGGUCGACCUGCGGGACCAGGGCGAGUCGGUGUUCGCUAAAUACACCACCUUCGAAGUGGCGAAGAGGAACUUUAAGCUGUCUGUGGGCGGGUACAGCGGCACUGCAGGCGACUCUCUGUCCUAUCACAACAACCGGCUGUUCUCCACCAAAGAUCGUGACCCCAUGCCGUUCAUCACCCGCUGCGCCAUGUCGUACCGAGGAGGAUGGUGGUACAAGAACUGCCACGAGGCCAACCUCAACGGCCUCUACGGCAUCGACGUCAAACACCAGGGAAUCAUCUGGACCACCUGGAAAGGUAAAGAGCAUUCCAUCUCAUUCACGGAGAUGAAGAUGAGGCCAGCAGCCUUCAGAGGAUGAAGAGGAGGAGGAGGAGAAGGAGGAGGAGGAGGAUGAACUGUUGAACACACGCUCAUAUAAAGAGAGUUUUUCAUGUGUAUAGCGGUCAGUUAUCAGUAUGUUACUGUAGAGUGUACAGUUUAUUAUCUUUUCCUCUCUAAAGCAGGGCUGAUCUCUUUAUUUAAAGGGCCAGUUCACCUACUUUACAGACAUCACAUACAUAUAUUUAACUAUAAAUAAGCUCUGAUAAAUGUUCACCCUCCAGGUUUAGUCUUAGAGAGCGGGUCAGAGCGGCGUCGUUCUGAAUCUAAAGAGUUAAACAUGCAGUCAAAGGAGAAUCGGUGAGAUUUCAGCCUCUGUGUGAGGAGGAGCGCUCACAGACCUUUAUUAUUCAGGGAAUAAUGUUCGAAGCUUCUGUUUUUAUUUGGAAACAUCCAAAUAUUUUCUGGUUUGGAUCAGAAAGUUCCAGAACCCAACCUAGACUCUGGUUCAGCCCUGCUUUAAAGCUCGGCAGCGCCCCCUGCUGCCCGCUCUAAGCUAUUACAGAUGCACUGCGGCCUCAGUGUUGAGAGUAUUUUUGGCCCGUCACCGUGGAAACGAGCCUCAGGUGAGUGAUGAUGGAGAGUUCUGUCUGUGAUCGUUGAGGUUCAAAUGAUCUUUAUGUUGUCUUUGUGUAAAUCUCUCCUUUUUAUUUUUUCAUGAGCUGCCUUAAAGAAUCUGAUAAUAAACGACUGAAAAGA
Messenger RNA from Cheilinus undulatus (humphead wrasse), 8568 nucleotides. RefSeq names its product tenascin. The transcript is spliced from 20 exons. The coding region runs from base 317 to 7849 and encodes 2510 amino acids. NCBI's taxonomy places the organism in Eukaryota, Metazoa, Chordata, Actinopteri, Labriformes, Labridae. The record is from RefSeq and is a predicted model, not a curated record. Gene Ontology annotation, molecular function: protein binding.